Messenger RNA from Diachasma alloeum, 1076 nucleotides. RefSeq lists its product as uncharacterized. Bases 415 to 1002 code for a protein of 195 amino acids. The transcript has 3 exons. NCBI's taxonomy places the organism in Eukaryota, Metazoa, Arthropoda, Insecta, Hymenoptera, Braconidae. The record is from RefSeq and is a predicted model, not a curated record.
CCUAUAUCGCAGCAAAUGUAUAAAGAUCCCACCUAACCUCAUUCUAUUUUUUUAUUUCCAAACGGAAAUGUCAUACUUUUGUUGUAAAAAUAAUAAUUAGAUAGAUGCCGUAACCGUAUAAAUAGGCCACCUAGAUUAGUCAAUGAUCUUAUACUUCUAAUCCACUUACCAAGUUUUUCUGAAAUGUUUACAAACGAUUAUAUACUCAUUCGUGUUUUCCCAUCCCUACUGCAAUUGAACAUAAAUGAAAUAUAGAAGACUGCACUAAUCGUCUUCACAGGUGUCUAUGUGAAGCAACUGCUGAACAUUCAGGAAUCAAUAUUUGUAUACUACUUUACGAUGACAGAUUGACACAAUUGCCAUAAAUUUUUACAAUAUUGUAGCUUUUUUUACUCAUGAGAAAAAUACGCAGAAAUGGCGAAUCCGGGUGGCUUCCUUGCCCAUCUUGUUAAACUUGUAACUACAAUAAUAUGCAUGGGAUAUCUCGAUGAGAACUCUUCUGGCCUUACUCACCGAGCUUUUCAAAUUAAUUUGGUCCAUUCAAUUCUGGGGAUGUUCAGAUUUGGAAGUACUGGAGGCCUAAUGGGUAAACGUAGCUUUCGCGAGUUUUAUGAGCGCACAUCCAAUAUUUCAGAAGUCAUCCCCUUCGGCAUCUUCGCAUCAGAAAUAUCACGGCGCUGUGAAAUUGAUGACAUUCUCCGGCAAUCUCUUCUGCUUGUCCUCACACUUUUGCCAAUUGUCCAUGAAAUUGUUCCAAAAAAGGAGCGAACAAAAAUGCGUAAACUCAUUAAUCAUUCGAUCAAUCUACAAUUGAUGAUCAUCACAAUUGCCUGCCUACAGAGAAGCAACUGGUGUGUUAUAAAUCUUGUAAUAUCGUAUAUAUUUAAUCGAUAUUAUGCGGAAAACUUUUGCGACUGGUUCGAUGUGCCAUACGAUGUCCUUAUACAAUACAGCCUGAGCUUUGUUGAAAUUUUUUCACUGACAACACUCAAUGAAUUGUAAUAUACUUGAAGAACAAUUGACUGUAUCUUCCGGCCUGAGAGCUCAAAUAUACAAUCCACAUUUUUUCAAAUCAA